Messenger RNA from Helianthus annuus (common sunflower), 1776 nucleotides. RefSeq names its product protein-tyrosine sulfotransferase. NCBI's taxonomy places the organism in Eukaryota, Viridiplantae, Streptophyta, Magnoliopsida, Asterales, Asteraceae. The record is from RefSeq and is a predicted model, not a curated record. Bases 230 to 1612 code for a protein of 460 amino acids. Gene Ontology annotation, molecular function: heparan sulfate 6-sulfotransferase activity. Gene Ontology annotation, cellular component: membrane. The transcript has 12 exons.
UUGCCAUUAAACAAUAAAAAAAAUCUCAUUGGUCCAUCGGUAGUCGGAAUUAAUGCCGGCCACUUCACCGUAUUUCUUACUGUUUUUAGCCUAACUUCAACCCAGACAAACACCCUCUAACUAAUCUCUCCGCCGUUGACCUGCCGUACCGCCGCCGUUGUCUUGAAUUUUCUCCGGUGGAAUCUCAGGAUUCGAAGUAUUUUGUUGGAUUGAAGUUGACUAUUAGUGGAUGGAUAAUGCAUUGAGAUUAGUUAUGCUGCUGGUGCUUCUUGCCAAAGUUUAUCCAUCCUCGAACGCACAUGACUUUGAACAUUGCGCGACUACCGUCAAGCAAUGGGCGUCUUCUUCUCUUCACUCCGAUAGCAAGGAUGGACACAUUCUAAAGGAUUUGUUGUUUUUCCUUCACGUACCAAGAACAGGAGGCCGAACGUAUUUCUAUUGCUUUUUGAAGAAACUCUACUCUAGCUCUCUAGAAUGCCCGCGUUCUUAUGAUAAAUUACAUUUUGAUCCUCGUAAACGGAAUUGUAGGUUAUUGGCUACACAUGAUGACUAUAGUAUAAUGUCCAAACUACCCAGAGAGAAAACGUCGGUGGUGACGUUGCUUAGGAGCCCCAUUGAGCGUGUUUUUAGCGCUUACGAGUUUUCACUAGAAGUAGCCGCUAGGUUCUUAGUGCAUCCUAACAUGACAUCAGCGGCAAAAACAUCCGCACGUUUGCGUUUAAAAAAAGGUGUUAUAAGCACACUCGAGAUUUGGCCAUGGAAGUACUUAGUUCCUUGGAUGAUGGAGGAUUUAUUUUCUCGGAGAGAUGCUAGAAAAAUAAAAGGUCCGCCUUAUACUUACGGGAACGACUCAUAUAAUAUGAAGGAAAUCGUUAUGCCAUUACAUGAAUUUAUUAAUCACCCUGUAGCCCUCGACAUCAUUCACAACGGUGCCACUUUCCAGGUUGCAGGUUUGACUAACAAUUCUAAUAAAUGGGACGCGCAUGACGUGCGCCACUGCGUAAUGACACAUCAGACUCUUGGAAAAUAUGUGCUUGAAGUUGCAAAGAAAAGGUUGGAUGACAUGUUAUAUAUUGGACUUACCGAAGAACACAAAGAAUCUGCUGCAAUGUUUGCAAACUUAGUUGGUUCACAAGUCAUUUCACAGUUAAGUGCAUCGAAUCCGGUCACUGAAGCAGGUAACAACACUUUAACUGCUGAAGCACAAAGUGAAAAUAUGACUGUCGAAAAACUCAUGGAAACGUAUGGAACUUGUGUUUCUAAGUUACGAUCAUCUCAGUCAAAACGACGUAUUAACUCUUUCAAGAGAAUAUCUCCGGCAAACUUUACAAAAGAGGCACGACUUCAUGUUUCUGAAGCGAUUCUAAAGAAAAUCACUUCGUUGAACGCUCUAGAUGUUGAACUGUAUAAACAUGCUCAGAAAAUUUUUGCAAGACAGUAUCAAGUUAUGGAGCUAAAGUUGCUUGAUUCUGACAGGCCUGGGAGGUGGCAGAGUAAAAGCUACAUUAGUUUUACAUGGGAAAUCCUUUACUUGAUCUUGUUCAUAUCUUUACUCUUCUUCAUUUACCUUUAUGUAAAUGCAAAAAGAAGAAUGUCAAAACUUAAAAUAUAAUUAUUAUGAUCAAAUCUUAAGUUAUAGUGAUACAGAGCUAGGAGUUCUUAGAAGUUAGGAAACAGAUGUAUCAAGAGAUCCUUGACGCUAACGUCGAUUGAGCUGACCUGGACUUUUGUUAAAAGAAUAUGUUCUUGCUUAUAAAACCAUGUUUCAUUAUCAUA